AGGAAAAAAGAAACUCUCCGACCGAGACGUCAGCGUGUGAUCGUCGCGGCUGCCUGAUUUAGUCGAGCGAAACUUCUUGCUGCGAGUGACGGCAAGGAAACAUAAAAGCAUCAUGCUGAAGUUCUGUAUUUUGGUGCUGGCAACUGUCGGUUAUGGGGCGGCGGCGGGCGUCAGCGAUGCGAACACCUUUGUGGACACCAUUUUCCGGGAGAAGAUGCCAUUCCUCGUGAAGGGAUCGCCGCGGCUUUUCCCUUAUGCGACCAUUGGGGACUUCAGGUUCAAGGUGUACAAGACCCAGAUCACCAACCGUGACCUGAAGGUGAACAUGACGCGUGGCGAGAUCCGUGGCCUGGACACCGCUCUGCAGCGGCUGGGAGACUGUCAGGCGCCCUUCCUCCGCGACGGACAGACCGUCGUAUUCUGCAACCUUGCCAUGCAGGGACUCAACAUUACCUUCACCUCGCUGGCAAAAGGAGACACUCUGGUUGCCAUUUGGAAGACCAUCUGGGUGAACGUAGCCGUUAAGGACACCAUGGCUCAGUUCGAAGCCAGCGCUCCUAUCGGUCGGGAUGGCACUCUCCGCACGUUCCUCAUCGAGGACAUCCGGCUGGACGUGACGUACGACAGUGACCUGAGCCUUAACUCGGCCCGCAGGCAGAAGUUCAAGGAGGAAAUAGCGGCCAGAGUCAAGGACGAGCUAAGACACAUUUUCUACAACGACUACAAGGACCUGCUGCGCCGUGCUGUGGAGUCGGUCUCGUUCCCCAGGGUCUAAUCGGACUUUGAGUGCAACGCGCGAGAUCCUUACAAUACCGGAAGUGGCCUUGACUCAGUCAUGCCACGAAGCAAGCAGUCUCGUUUUCCAGCGAACUCAUGCGAAAACACCUGUGUACUUAGAUUUGGGUGCACGUUAAAGAACCCCAGGCGGUCGAAAUUUCCGGAGUCCUCCACUACGGCGUGCCUCAUAAUCAGAAAGUGGUUUUGCCACGUAAAACCCCAUAAUUUUGAAUUUUUCCAGCGAAGUCAUGUUGUCUUGGUCCCGUAUGCGAAACGUUUGGCUUUCUUUGCGUGAACACUUUCACUCGUCUUUAUCACUGUCUAGUUUAUUCAAAGAAAUAAAGCCCGAUUUGCGGCUUUUACAAAAAAAAGUGCCUGCAGCGUUUGGAUUGCAAGCCCACCUUUGUGUACUGUGUGCUAGCACAGAAAGAAGGACGCUGCGUUUAUAUGUUCCUAAAAUAAAGAAAACUUACAUUUAAAUGUU
Messenger RNA from Dermacentor albipictus, 1261 nucleotides. RefSeq names its product salivary anticoagulant protein P23-like. NCBI's taxonomy places the organism in Eukaryota, Metazoa, Arthropoda, Arachnida, Ixodida, Ixodidae. The record is from RefSeq and is a predicted model, not a curated record.